CAGCCUUACAGAGAGGCAAUCACUCACAAACUACCAAAUUAAAGCCGAGAUUUUGUUUUCAGCAUGGCAAGCCAUGAAAGUGACGAUGAGAUAUCGCUCUCAUCCGCCACACUUAAUGCGCUAAAGGAGUUCUACGCCGAGCGGGAUGCCCGCGCCGAGCAGUUUGCCAAACUACAGGCCAGGGCCGAUGCGCUCCAUGCCGCAGCCGAGGAGAAGGUGCUGUCUAUGGAUGCGUUCGCAGAGGAUUGGAACGAAAGUCAAUUCUGGUACGCGGAUGAAACAGCAGGGCUGUAUGCGAAGCUCCUUCUCGAGGGAGUCACGGAGAACACGACGAUCGCCGUCGUCUCGGCACCAAGCGUGUUUGUAGCAUUGAAGAAUGCUCUCAGCUCGGCGCCCCCAGGACAACCCAAGCCGAAUCUGAUCCUGCUUGAACACGACCAGCGUUUCGCUAUCUUCCCGGAGUUUGUCUACUACGACUUUGCCCAGCCACUGAAGCUGCCGGCGCACCUCAAAGGCACCUGUGACCGCAUCAUUGCCGACCCACCAUUCCUGAGCGAAGACUGUCAGACAAAAACGGCCCUCACUGUGAGGUGGCUCUCUCGCCCACCAUCUGCAUCACCGGCACCAGAUCAGAGCCAAGGCGAGCCACGCCCACAGCCGCGCCUGAUCCUCAGCACGGGUGAGCGAAUGAAGGACAUCGUCACGCGCGUGUAUCGGUCCUUCGGGCUGCGCACGACCGACUACGAACCCAAGCAUGCGCGGGGACUGAGCAACGAGUUCUACUGCUAUGCCAACUUUGAGUGCGAGGGUUGGGGUUGGAGGGAGUAACAAGGGAAGUGGGGGGAUGAAGCAAGGGUUCUCGAAAGUGAAGUGUGUGCAGGAUGGAGCAUGAAAGCGGUGCGGUGCUCAGAGGUAGUAUAGUCAUGGUUACCCGAGAGGGAAAGCGACAACAAAUAGGGAGGGCUUGAGAGGGAUGAGCCCGUCUACGAAUGGCUAGUCGUAUUCAAAAGUAUCACACAAGGGGUCAAGAGAUGCACGCGACAGGUUGAAGUAAUGGCUGGCUACCGAGACGGCUGUUUAAUCUCCACGCUGCCUGCUGC
Molecule: messenger RNA, 1100 nt
Organism: Thermothelomyces thermophilus ATCC 42464
Lineage: Eukaryota; Fungi; Ascomycota; Sordariomycetes; Sordariales; Chaetomiaceae
Exons: 6
Coding region: 64-828 (254 amino acids)
Molecular function (GO): protein-lysine N-methyltransferase activity
Source: RefSeq, a predicted model, not a curated record